AUGGAGGCUGUCAGCACAAAUCUUGAUCGUAGCUUGUCAAAGCUCUCUCAUUUAUCGAACUUUUCCUCAAAACCCACCUCGAAACUGCUACUAUCUUGCCGAUUCUCGAAAUUUAACGGUGGGAAAAGCAAGAAUCUCAGAGGUAACAUUGUUCAGUGCUCGAGUCAGGACAAGGGCAGCUCACCAGUAGCUCGAAAUGGAUGUUCUUUAGCUGUAAAUAAGGAUUUUGUUAAGAGGGUUUUGAAUGGGGCGCUUGGUUUUGCUGCUGCGCUUUCUCUGUGUUCCGAUUCGCCGUCUUUUGCGGAGUCUUUAACUGUGGCCUUUCCUGUUUCUCACACGCGUGAGGUGAAUACAGUUCAAAGAACUCUCAUCGAGGCAUGGGGUUUGAUUCGGGAGACCUUCGUCGAUCCAACUUUCAAUCAUCAGGAUUGGGAUUUAAAAUUGCAACAAACGAUGGUUGAAAUAUUUCCACUUAGAUCAGAAGAUGCAGCGUAUAAUAAAAUCAAAGGGAUGCUUUCCACUCUCGGUGACCCUUUUACGCGCAUCAUUAGUCCUAAGGAAUAUCAAAGCUUCAGAAUAGGAAGUGAUGGGAACUUGCAAGGUGUUGGCUUAUUUGUCAGUGCUGAGCCGAAGACUGGGCGCAUGGUUGUUUUGUCGUGCAUAGAGAAUAGCCCUGCCGCGCGGGCUGGCAUUCACGAAGGAGAUGAGCUAGUGGAGAUUAACGGUGAAAGACUUGAUGGCGUGGGAAGUGAAGCAGCUGCCCAAAAGCUUAGAGGACGAGUUGGUACAACUGUCACCGUAAAAGUUCACAGUGUCGAUGACUUGGGGAACUCUUAUGUCAGAGAGGUUAAAAUACCUCGUGAAGUAAUAAAGCUUUCGCCCGUAUCUAGCGCCAUUAUCCACCACAGAGCACCCGACGGGCAUCUUUCCAAAACUGGAUACGUAAAGCUGUCAACUUUUUCUCAGGCUGCUGCAGUGGAGAUGGAAAACACAGUUCAUGAGAUGGAAAAUCAAGGCGUGCAGUCGUAUAUAUUAGAUCUCAGAAAUAAUCCAGGAGGUUUGGUAACAGCAGGACUUGAUGUAGCUCAAAUUUGGCUAGACGGGACUGAAACGCUAGUGAACACUAUCGAUAGAGAUGGAAAUAUGUUGCCUAUUACCAUGAUCGAUGGUCAUGCAAUAACUCACGAUCCACUUGUCGUCCUUGUUAAUGAAGGGAGUGCAAGCGCGAGUGAGAUUCUUGCGGGAGCACUUCAUGACAAUGGUCGAGCGACUCUCAUUGGGCAUAAGACUUUCGGGAAAGGGAAAAUACAGAGUGUGACAGAGCUAAAUGAUGGAUCGGCUCUUUUCAUUACUGUGGCCAAGUACUUAUCACCGGCACUUCACGACAUUGACCAGGUUGGUAUAACCCCCGAUGUACAAUGUACAACCGAUAUUCUUAAUUCACCAAAAGACUCUUUCACUAAGAAUGUUGGAAGCUCGGUUUCAACUCUGGAAAGAGAUUCUUGUAUCGUAAUAGCGGAGCACCAGCUCGAUAUCCAACAAUCCACAUCCAAAGGCUCGGCUUCUUGA
Striga hermonthica is the source of this 1569-nucleotide messenger RNA. The record is from the annotation of a GenBank genome assembly. Lineage: Eukaryota; Viridiplantae; Streptophyta; Magnoliopsida; Lamiales; Orobanchaceae.